Molecule: messenger RNA, 3123 nt
Organism: Cornus florida
Lineage: Eukaryota; Viridiplantae; Streptophyta; Magnoliopsida; Cornales; Cornaceae
Exons: 1
Coding region: 2558-2953 (131 amino acids)
Biological process (GO): endoplasmic reticulum to Golgi vesicle-mediated transport; intracellular protein transport
Cellular component (GO): endoplasmic reticulum; endoplasmic reticulum membrane
Source: RefSeq, a predicted model, not a curated record
CCAUACUUAAACAUCUAGCCUUAAAGAAGUUCAAUCUCUAUAAUAAGUGUCACUAUGAGUUAAUGUAAUACCUGAGGAGAAACUAACACCACUUGAAGAAGCUUGUUCUGUGGGGUUUCACAGAUUGCGUCACCAAUGCCGUUAGGCAGAGAACUGUCCUGGCCUAUUUCAGCUGCAAAACAAAAACAAUUCUAUUACAUUACAACAAUGAAAUUCACUGGUUGAAUAAAAAAGCAGAGCCAAAUACACUGAAUUGGAAGCAUCAAAAUCACUUGAUAUGUUUGCAUAGCAUAUAUAUAUAUAUAUAUAGAUAUAUGUCCCUGUUUCAGCAGUCAUCAUUUCUGUUAAUGACUCCUCUCUUGCUAAACCAAAAUCCACAAGUUUUACUGUUUUCUGGUCUGCAGUAAAGAUUAAGUUUUCUGCAGUAGUUUAUAAGUUCUUCAUUAGCAAUUGUUUCCAUUUACUUAUUUAUUUAGAUAAACAUAUGUAUGUUUAAAGAUUGUAAAAGGAAUAUUCAACGGCACAUCCCACACUCUCUUUUUGGUAAUUGAGACGACUACCUACACCUCAUGGUAACAACAUCAACAAAUUUGUUCAUAGAUCAAGUUAGAACUUGCAAUCCCUUAGACUCAACCUAGAAAGAAAAUAGUUCCAGUAGAUAUAUGACCAUAUUAAUUUUGUUCAUCAGAUCGAUAUGCUCCCAAGUACCUGUAAUAGUGUUCAAUUUGCUAGAACCAAUCUGUCCUUCCUAUAAUAUCGGAAUUUUUAGAACGAAGUCAUUACCACAAAACAAAAUACACACAUAAGUCUCUGAAACUUUCACCUUUUCAUGCCAAGAAUCGGUGCAUAACUACUAAACAUUGGAUACAAAGAAAGCACUAUUAAUAGAAAUAAAUCACCAAAUCUAUGAAUAUACAUUUGCUACUUUAUUUCAUACUUUGGUCAUACUCUGAUCUCUCUAGAGCCUUUAUAUAAACGAUUCAUAAACAUGACUCAAGUCAGCAAAGACCUAUAAAAAUGCAUCUAUGAACUUUUAACAGGGAGCAAAAACAAUGAUUGGAAGUGAUUUCAAUGAAGUACUUCAGAAACUCUCCAAUGAUCCGGAAGUGUGAACUGAUGGAUCUUCCAGUUUCAAAAUAUCGAAAUUGAAUCCAAAGGCCUUUUCUAGCAUUUGACUCUUUUUCCUCGUACUAUUUUAUAAAUUGGGUAUUAUAUCAAUUAUUCAGUAACUACAUAGAUUCCAUCAUGCAAAGCUACAAACUAGCGUGUUUGAAUUCUUUAAAAAAAAAAAAAAAAUUCAUAGCUGAUAUCUUUCAACAUGAAUGUUCAUACAAGUUUGCUUGCUUGAGAAUAAGACAUUUCCAUGAAUCCGAUUUCUCAUGCAUAACAUUUUUAUACCGCAUGAAUUCAAUGUACCAACAUUGGAAAUGAAGGAAUUACCAGGUUUCAGAUCACGAUGUAUGAUCCCAUGAGAGUGCAGGUGAGUUUUUGUUGGAGACGCAAGAGAAGAGGUUAAUACCUUGAUGAGAGAAAGCAGGUGAGUUUUUGUUGGAGAAUCAAGAGAAGACGAGCGGCGCUUUGCAGGUGCGAGAGAAGAGGAUUGAGAAGCUGCUGCCCUAAAUUGUAUAUAGAAAUUGGAAGGCUAAUUCUGUCUUUGUCAUCCUUUCCCCUCAAAUCCUCUCAAAUCUUCUCAACUUUGAGAGGAUUUGGUUUUACUGUGCUGAAGGGAUUUGGAGGGAUAGCCUAUCCCUCCAAAUCCUUCCAAAUCAUUUCUUUUCUUCUCAAUUCCCUCCACCCAAACACACUAAACUCUAUCCUUCCCUUUCUUUUCUCUCCAAAUCUCUCCAAUUCCCUCAAUCCAAACAAAGCCUAAAAUCCUAACAAAAAUCACUCAUAUACAUAAAUAAACACCAACUCGUGGAAAAGAAACAACAUAGUUGCCCAAAAAUUGGGCACAAUCCGAAUGAACCGAAAGAUGAAAAGGGGUGAAAUUUUCAGAACUAACCUCUAAGAAAAUAGCUUUAAUCCACUUGGUCGACCUCGAAAAAGGUUCAACCCAAGCCCCUAGAAACCCUCUUCAUAAAAAUCGCCCCAAGAUGAAACCCUAGCCUUUGGGUCUUGCUAAAUGGAGAAACUGGGCGCGAGGGUUUUUGAACCCUCCAGUCCUGUUUCUCAGAGUCGGCCGUGAAGUAUAUAGCCACUGGCUCAACAGGUCACCUGAUUUGAGCGAGAGAGAUGGAAGAUGGAGUGAGAGAAGGCAUCAACGGAGGAUAAUUGCUUCGAUCGAAUAGAGAUAGAAGUAGACAAUCAACAAUGGACCUAUUCUAUCUAACCGCUAAUGACGUGGCUGCCACGUGUGCCAUUAUGGCUUUUUAAUUCUGCCAGCUGUCAAUUCCUGUAACCUCUGAUCGUCACCCGCGUACUUUUCUCUCCCUUUCUGCAGGACAAAUCAAAAAUCCCCCGCGAUUCUCCCAACAGUUCUCUCACUCACCCUCUCUCCCAUUGAAGAAAAAACAAGAUCAAACGCAUCGCGUCUAGGGUUUUCCAAAUCUCAGAAAUGGCGUUGGAGUGGGUAGUUCUAGGCUACGCCGCGGGCGCAGAGGCCAUCAUGGUCCUCCUCCUCACCCUCCCCGGCCUCCAUCAUCUACAGAAGGGUCUUGUCUCCGUCACACGGAACCUCCUCAAGCCCUUCCUCUCGGUGGUCCCGUUUUGCCUGUUUCUGCUGAUGGACAUUUACUGGAAGUACGAGACUCGCCCGAGUUGCGAAUCGCCCGAGUCGUGCACCCCCACAGACCAUCUCCGCCACCAGAAGUCCAUCAUGAAGAGCCAACGCAAUGCCCUCUUGAUCGCUUCAGCCCUGAUCUUCUAUUGGCUUCUCUACUCUGUUACCCAAUUGGUCGUCCGUGUCGAUCAGUUGAAUCAGCGCAUUGACAAGUUGAAGAGUCAGGAUUGAUUAAUUCAUUGAUUGAUUCGAGCCAAUUGGGUUUGGAGAUAGGUGAAUUUCGCAUUAAUAUGUCUUUUUUUAUAUGAUUUAUGAUAUUUUAACUUGUAGAUGUGUAAUCUUUUGGGUUAUGUGUUGAUGUUAUGGACAAAUUGGAUCAAUGCAAGCUUUUCUUCUUUUUA